CAGGCUAUAAAGGCAGCGCAGGGAGCGCGCGCGCUUCGCGAGUCUUCUUCCUGAUUGACUGGUCUUACCACUUUUGCUUCAGUGCUGCAAGAUGUCGUCAGGAAAUGCUAAAAUUGGGCACCCUGCCCCCAACUUCAAAGCCACAGCCGUUAUGCCAGAUGGUCAGUUCAAAGACAUCAGCCUAUCUGACUACAAAGGAAAAUAUGUGGUGUUCUUCUUUUACCCUCUUGACUUUACCUUUGUGUGCCCCACGGAGAUCAUUGCUUUCAGUGAUAGGGCAGAAGAGUUUAAGAAACUGAAUUGCCAAGUGAUUGGUGCUUCCGUGGAUUCUCACUUCUGUCAUUUGGCAUGGAUCAACACACCCAAAAAACAAGGAGGACUGGGACCCAUGAACAUUCCGUUGGUGUCAGACCCCAAGCGUGCCAUUGCUCAGGACUAUGGAGUCUUAAAGGCUGAUGAAGGCAUCUCAUUCAGGGGCCUCUUUAUCAUUGAUGAUAAAGGUAUCCUUCGCCAGAUCACUGUAAACGACCUUCCUGUUGGCCGCUCUGUGGAUGAGACUCUGAGACUUGUUCAGGCUUUCCAGUUCACUGAUAAACAUGGGGAAGUGUGCCCAGCUGGCUGGAAACCUGGCAGUGAUACCAUCAAGCCUGAUGUCCAGAAGAGCAAAGAAUAUUUCGCUAAGCAGAAGUGAGCACUGGGCCAUCACAGGGUCAUGUGGCAGUGCACUGUCUUGAGAACAAAACCUGUCUUUUACUAUUGUCAUGCUUAAAACAAAGGUCUUAGACUUAGUCCAGAUGUGGCCUUUUUUGUAGGGUUUGGGGAGUCAGCCUUUCUUCCUCUGGAGGAAAUGGUCUGAACUUAUUACGGAGGAGGCCCACUGAUGUGUGCAGUCGUGGGGCAUCACCUUUGAUCUUUUGUAGUUUCUAUUAAACUUGAACGGAGACCUUGUUGUUUCUUCA
Miniopterus natalensis is the source of this 959-nucleotide messenger RNA. RefSeq names its product peroxiredoxin 1 (gene PRDX1). The record is from RefSeq and is a predicted model, not a curated record. Gene Ontology annotation, molecular function: thioredoxin peroxidase activity. Lineage: Eukaryota; Metazoa; Chordata; Mammalia; Chiroptera; Miniopteridae. Gene Ontology annotation, cellular component: cytosol. Gene Ontology annotation, biological process: hydrogen peroxide catabolic process; cell redox homeostasis; leukocyte activation.